AAUCGCUCCUGAUAACUGAAUCCUGUCAGUCCGAACUUUAGCAUCGCGAUGGUUAGUGUGAAAUUUUUCCUAGGUGUCUUAUUUCUGGUGCUAACAGGCAACGAUUUAACUGUUGAAGCAGCUCCUCAGUUCGGUAAUAAUGUGUUUGUGGUUCGUGUUCUCCGUACAUUGAGUAAAGCGUUCUGUUUCUUUGCAGAUUUGAUGGGUGGUUACGACUUCCUCGGAGUUUGCAUCAAUAACUGUGCCCAGUGUAAGAAGAUGUAUGGCGCAUAUUUUGAGGGGCAAUUGUGUGCGGAUUCGUGCAUCAAGUUCCGCGGGAAAAUCAUGCCGGAUUGUGAGGAUAUUGGUUCGAUUGCUCCCUUCCUAAGCAAACUGGAGCUGCACUAAGUGAUGUGAUUGAAAACAUGAUGCUUUGAUAUAUGGUAA
This is a messenger RNA of Topomyia yanbarensis, 426 nucleotides long. RefSeq names its product eclosion hormone-like. The record is from RefSeq and is a predicted model, not a curated record. The transcript has a single exon. Gene Ontology annotation, biological process: ecdysis, chitin-based cuticle; neuropeptide signaling pathway. Lineage: Eukaryota; Metazoa; Arthropoda; Insecta; Diptera; Culicidae. Bases 49 to 387 code for a protein of 112 amino acids. Gene Ontology annotation, molecular function: ecdysis-triggering hormone activity.